UGUGUGUGUGUGUGUGUGUGUGCUGUGUGAAGAUGGCGGAGGCCGCUGAGAGUCCGAGACGCAGAUUUUUCUGUCACUGCUGUAAAAGUGAGGUGGAGCCCAAAGUGCCGGAAUAUCUGUGCCCCAGGUGUGAGUCUGGCUUCAUCGAGGAGGUGACUGAGGACUCCAGCAUUCUACAGAGUGGUGGUGUUGCUAAUGAUGGAGUAUCGGGCAGUGAUGGCAUGGCCUCACAGUUUGCUGAGUUGUGGCAGCUGCUCUUCAUGGAACGGUCUGCCCUCCUCUCCGACCCCACUAUCUCAGGCUCAGAACCACUCCAUGGCAGUUCUGCUGUGCAGACUGUAGUUGCUGAUCAUCCACCAGAGAUGUUGAGGCCUGUAGCUGGUCCUGAAGGGCCUUCAGAAGCCACAGCUCCUGAGCAGGUGCCUCAACAGCUCAGUCAACGGAGGCACUCUCGACCAGACCGAGGACCAGCAGUGGAGGGAAUUGUUCAGCAGUUCUUGGCUGGCCUGUUCGCCAACUCUGGUAGUAUGAAUUCCCAGUCAGCAUCAUGGUCUGGAAUGUUGCACUCAAACCCCGGAGAUUAUGCCUGGGGACAAGGAGGUUUUGAUGCUGUCAUUACACAGUUGUUGGGUCAGUCGGAGAACGCUGGUCCACCGCCUGCAGAGAAAGAAAUGAUCUCAUCCCUCCCUACCGUCCACGUCUCAUCAGAACAGGCUGCAUGUCGUCUGGAAUGUCCCGUGUGCAGAGAGGAGUACUCGGUAGGGGAAUCGGUCCGACAGCUGCCCUGCCUGCACUGUUUUCACAGUGACUGCAUUGUGCCUUGGUUACAACUGCAUGAUACAUGCCCUGUCUGUCGCAAGAGUCUGAAUGGUGAAGAUUACAGCCUCCAGAGCCAGCCUGCACCUCAGGAGACCAGUACUCUCACCAUGGAACCCUACAGGACCCAGCAUUUAUGAUGAUGUUUCCUUAUCGUCUCUCUUUUGCAAGCCGUCCACCCGAGAGAGACAUAAAGCACUCCAGGGGACACCAUUUGGACUCACUGUUUGGGGAGAAGUCUCUGAGCGAUCUUUCUGAGGGGGUCAAUAAACCCUGAUUCUUACUGAUAUUAUGCACAGCAAUAAUGCACACGAUCACUUUUUUCUAAAGUGAGCCUACUGUAUGUAUUUUCUGACAAGAGAAGCUUACAUUUGUACAGCUCAACAUGGAAUUAAAUUUUCAAGGAAGCCAUCCUUAAUUUAUGAGUCCAUGUUAAUAACAAGUUGAAAGACAAACACAUAUUUGCUGUUAGAUUUUUCAGAGCCCAUAAUGUUUAGUGUAUCCCAAAAAAUCGGCAUAACUCACAUUGCUUUACAUGUGAACGGCUACCACUUUGGGAGACUCUGCAAUCUGCAUAAAACAUGAAGGAAACAGCUUCAAAGAGUGAAUGAUUUUUGAUCUUUGAGAAAUCUAUUGUAUUCUCAGGCAGUGUCCUCACUGAAUGUAUCGACUGAUUAACUCUAUCAGAUCUAUUUUUGGUUUAGUUUAAGUAAUUAUUAUAACGUCUUCAUGGUCAGCGACUCACAGGGCCUAGUUCAAGUAGUCUGUCCUUGAUGAGCUGCUUAUAUUUGUCUGUUUGGCUUUGAUUAGUCUUAUCUUGAAGCUGAUGUGCUGAUAAUUCCUGCAGUUUAGCUCAACGGCAGAAACCAGAAAAUAUGAAAUUCAGGACACAACAAGCUUAUACAGUAUUUUUAAGGAAGUAUACAACACCUUCAAACACUGUACACCUAUUGUUUCCUUACUCAGGUUUUUUUUUACAGAUCUGUUGUACUUCUCCUGCCUCAGCAUUAUCUUUGGACAUAACAAUGCUCAGGACAAAUCCUAGGACAGUUCACUAAGUUUAGAUUGAGAAAGAGGAGAAUUUUCACACUUUAACAUUAUUCUUGAACAUCAUGUCAUAAGCUAUGGGGAACCGCAACCCAAAAUGAGUUUAUAAAAAUAAAUAAAUAGGAAUCUUGGUGGUGUUUGUCUUGUAUGUAUAUAUAUGUCUGUAUUAGGGGUCACAUAUCCUAUCCACAAAGGGUCAGUGUGGGUGCAUGUUUUCAUUGACACCUGAUUCGACUUGUUUAAUCUCUUUAAUCAGCCUUCAAACAAUUGACCAGUUUUAUGAGGUAUGCUCCUGCUUGACUGGAAUGAAAACCUACACCAACACUGGCGACCCCUGGUGACCCCUGGUCUAUAUGUAUAAACUUUUAUUUACAUUAGUAAUAUUGGACAUUCAUUGCUGAAUGUCAUAGUGGCGGCCCAUUCACAAAAAGAACUCCACUGUUGAGAAUAAAACUGGUAUACAUUUCUUGCAUGAUGUUGGGUGGCAUCACAGGGCAAAUGACACCUGUUGGAGCUGUUUUUUGUUUGAUGAUAAAUUUCCUCUUUUGAAAAAAGGGGGGCUUUGUGUCUCCUUUGCUUUGUUCUGCUUUGUUACAGUUAAUAGCCAACAGCUCCUCAAAAACAGUCCAUAGAAA
Messenger RNA from Colossoma macropomum (tambaqui), 2498 nucleotides. RefSeq names its product E3 ubiquitin-protein ligase RNF115. Gene Ontology annotation, cellular component: cytoplasm; nucleoplasm. NCBI's taxonomy places the organism in Eukaryota, Metazoa, Chordata, Actinopteri, Characiformes, Serrasalmidae. The record is from RefSeq and is a predicted model, not a curated record. Gene Ontology annotation, molecular function: ubiquitin protein ligase activity. The transcript is spliced from 9 exons. The coding region runs from base 33 to 956 and encodes 307 amino acids. Gene Ontology annotation, biological process: protein ubiquitination; ubiquitin-dependent protein catabolic process; positive regulation of DNA-templated transcription.